AUGGCUUCCCAGUGGGUUAUCCGCGCGGGUGCGCUUCGACAGCUGCACGUCGGCAAUGCCUUGGCUCGUCCUACUCGCGUGAUGGAGCUGCAGAACCAGCUGCGCCAACUUUCCCUCGGCUCGCAACCUCGAUCGGCGACCCUGCAGCUUGGUCGCGUGUCUGUCUUUAGCUCGCAGCAAGUCUGUUCGUUUGCUACAGCCUCCGAUAGCCCGAAGGGCAAGGCCGGAAGGCCAAAGGGAACGAAGGGAAAGAAGGAGCUUACCGAGAAGCAGCUUGCGCAGGAGCAGAAGCGCGCUGCAUUGCAACAUAUCAGAGACCUCAAAAAGACCGCGCUCGAGGUUCCUAAGGGCCGAUCGGAGAGUGCUUACAUCCUCGCUGCGCAGCAGAAGAUUCAGGAACUCCGCCAACAGGGCCAUAAGGAGCUCGCAAUGGAAAUGAUGAAGAUCGCCGCUUCGGAGUUGAAAGCGGACCCGUCUUAUGUUGAUCGAUUCCGCACUCAGGCCGAGGAGAACAAGGUCGCGAACCGGGCCGCCUAUGAUGCAUGGCUCAAAUCGCAUACCCCUCUCGAGAUCAGAACCGCCAACUACGCUCGUAAAGCCCUGCAGCGCGAGCCUAGCGUCCGGAAGUCCUAUCCACCGCUGAAAGACGACCGACUGCCCAAGAGACCCCUCAAUGCUUGGCUUCUUUUCCUAAUGGAUCGUCGGGCCAGCGGUGAUUUCAAGCACAUGACAGUCAAGGACUCAACGAGUCAUAUCUCCGGUGAAUGGAAGCAGUUGACUGAUGCCGAGAAGAAUGUGUACCACCAGCGACAAGUGCAAGAUCACGAGCGGUAUCGACGCGAACACCUGGAGGUUUACGGGGAGGAGCCCGAGUAUUUGACCUUGACCGGACGUGAGUCGGAAGAGUAA
Messenger RNA from Penicillium argentinense, 909 nucleotides. RefSeq lists its product as uncharacterized. Bases 1 to 909 code for a protein of 302 amino acids. The transcript is spliced from 3 exons. Lineage: Eukaryota; Fungi; Ascomycota; Eurotiomycetes; Eurotiales; Aspergillaceae. The record is from RefSeq and is a predicted model, not a curated record.